Prinia subflava (tawny-flanked prinia) is the source of this 2726-nucleotide messenger RNA. Its product is annotated as C2 calcium-dependent domain-containing protein 4C-like. The transcript is spliced from 2 exons. Bases 1363 to 2661 code for a protein of 432 amino acids. The record is from RefSeq and is a predicted model, not a curated record. Lineage: Eukaryota; Metazoa; Chordata; Aves; Passeriformes; Cisticolidae.
CUUAGUACCAUAAUUGCUGUGUAUGAACAAUUUCUGUGAUCUGUUACUGAAGGCAAUAAGGUUUCCACUAAGAAGCGCCAUUUCCUUAAUUCUUCUCCAUGUUAAGAGUUAAAUUUUUCUUUGGUAUGAAGGCAGUGGUUCAUAUAUUGGAACAAUUACUCUUAGGAAACUCCACGGUUUGUAAUGUAUGAUACAUGGUAUGGCAUUGCCUGGUCUGAAUGGGUAACAGCACUAAGGUGCACAUGCUCCUUCCCAAAAGAGCAGCCCAGCGUCUCCAGUACCUCCUCUUCCUGCUGCUGUAAAGUCUCAGUGGCUGCAGGAAGCACUAACCCUCUCCAGAAGCCUCUAAAUUAGAUUGGGAGUUGUUUGAAGCACACUCACAUCAACUAAAUUCAUCUAAGUGAACUACACGAGCUCCUACAACUGAAAUGUCACUGGGAUGUUUGGGGUCCCAGUUUUGUUCUGCACCUUCUUACAAAGCACGGCAGAAAGAAUUUUCUCAGAUUUUAAUCGCUAGAAGAUGGUUAUGCAAAUGAAGCUUAACUGGUAUAAAACAGGAGAGAGGCAGGGCUUACAUGCUUACACUCAGAACACGUAUGUACCCAACUAAAUCAUCUUUCAGCAGGUUCAAAAUGUUCCCUGCCCCUGUUGCCCACGGGAUUUGUCUCCUCUGAGCACAUCCCGUCUAUUUCAAGCACUCAGUAAACAUGCACUUUAGCUCUUCAGCGGAAAAGAAGAAUGUUAUUUGUGCACUAUCCCUGUGUUAGAGGCUUCAAAUGAGUCUUUAGCCAACCAGUUUGGCAGGCCUCCCUGGCUUUGCAUUAAAGAUUCCAAUUUGCAGCUUGCAGAAUAAUUACAGGCUUGGCAGAGAUCCGUUCAGGCUCUGCUGCACUGGUGAGGAAGUUCAUGGAUCCCACCUGGCUUUGUGCAGGGUCUGAUAAGCGUCACACGUGCCCGGGUUUUUGACGUGCUGCUUUUCAAGGUGACUUGCCAAAGCAUUUUGUGCCUUGUCUUUCUCCUCACUCCAUCUGCAUUCCCGUUUCUGCUGCUGCUCAGUAGCAGUGAUAAGAACACGGUGUCAGGGUUCCGUCGUCUCCUGUUCUUUGUGAGUAACGAGGGGGUGGACACACAUUCAGAUGUAGCAGGGCAGCAAAGUUCUUUACAAAUGAGCUCGAAAACCGCAAUCCCCACUUCCUACUGCUCUGACGCUGGAAAGCCGCCAGGAUCUCCGGAAGAAAAUAAUCCCCAAGACAAUGUUGCUUUUGUCCUGCGUUUGUUAGUUAUCUCCAAACACCUCGGGACGCCUCUGUGGAUUUCUCCUCAAACUUUUCCCCUUUGCGGACCUCCUGCCCAGCUACAGGGAUGUGGUUCUUGGAAAAGAUCAGAGCGUCACAUGAAAAUGGAAACCUCCCCAGCUCUUCCUUCCUGGGACUGCCACAAGGCCAAAAUCUGCCAGAAAAAGCCCGGCUGAGGGCUGCUGUUUUUCCAAACGUGAUCACUCCUGACAGGAUCCCUGAGUUCUGCAUUCCCCCCAGGCUGACCAGCUCUGGCUCCAUUAAGGGCAGCGGCUUCCACCAGGAUCACAGUUCAGUGGAUGCAGCUCUUACUUCUGAUUACAGCCCCAGCUCCUUCCCACAUCUCAUUCAGGUGGAAAGUGUUGAAGAGGAGGUCGCAGCCCUGGAAGAAGAAAGCACCAACGCAGACCCCCAGUCCCAAGCAGCGCUCUCCCUGCCCCACUUUCCCAGAGCCUCCACUUCCUAUGGCUUCUGCACCUUGCUGGAGAGUCCCCACACCAGGAGAAAGGAGUCCAUCUUCCACGGUGAUCCACGUGCGGCUCUGCCCAGCCUGAAGCUGUCUCGGUCCCGAGCCAACACCUUCAGUGGCAAAGGGAGCGUGUCCAAUCCCAUCGCUAUCAGCUUUGCUUCCGUGCGACUGCCGCCCAAGCACCUCUCUCUGCACAGGCAGGGCACCUGUGACAGUGACACUGCCUCUUCCAGCGACUCCUCUCCUUUCAGUUCUCCUCUCCUCAGCAGGUCACCUCCCAGACCCUGCUCCCUCAUCAAAGCACACAGCCAGGAGGGAUUGCUCUGCAGAGCACUGAAAGACAAGAGCAAACCCGCUGUGCCCAGGAACAAUUCUCUCUCUACAGAGGAGAGCAGCUCCACCGAUAACAGCCCCAGUGCCACCAGGAGAGCCUCCGAGGGGCUGCUUGGCAUGCGGAGCUUUAGCUCCUCCUGCUCUCCCAUGUUUCCCGUGGACCUGAGCUGCAGCCGGGAGAGGCUGCUGGCAGAGAGCACCGUGCUCCUGGGCAAGGGAGGCGUGCUGAGGCUGUCAGCCGAAUACUGCGCAGAGAACGAGCGGCUGCGCAUCCGCCUCAUCAGUGCAGAGGGGCUGUACGACGAUUCUGUAGAGCCCAAAAACAUAAACUGCUGCAUCUCCUUCUCCCUGGUGCCAGGGAAAACACAGAAGCAGAGAAGCACAGUGAUAAAGAGAAGCAGAAACCCCAUCUUCAAUGAGGACUUCUUUUUUGAUGGCAUUGCGGAAGAGGAGCUGUACAGCCUCUCUGUCAGGAUGAAAGCAACAAAUAAAGGGUGCAGUAUGAAACGGGAUUAUACCCUAGGAGAGCGGCAGUUGUCUAUAAUGAGUAUGUUGUCAGUGUAGUGCUUCAAAUAUUCAAACUGUCUCCUGAAAGUUUUCUACUAAAUAAAGUUUUAGGUUGACUUUUA